CGAAGUGUACGUCAGUGCUGACCUGGAAGUGUACAUCUCAAUGUGACUUCCCAGUUUGGCAAAUACAGUAGACUAAUGCUUCAUUAUUACCUACUAAAAUAACAGGUCUUGCUAAUUUGUUGGUGAAAAAUGUUCCUUACCUCUGUAAACUUGGCCAAGGCAAAAUCAAAGAACAUCCUGGUGCAGAUGGUGAGUGCUGCGGGCUCAGGCUUCGUCUUCAACACAAAGAGAAGCCGUAUUAAAGAUAAACUGGUACUCCUCAGACAUGAUCCAAUUGUGAACAAGCAUGUCCUGUUCUUUGAGAAGAGGAAGAUCAGAUCCAUCUAAACAUGAAGUGGAAUACACGGACAGUUAUUCUGUACUAUUUCAAACUGACAUUGUCAUAUUUGUAGGCUGGAAGAGAAGAUGUCUGUGCUGGGUUUUAUACGACCACUCUACAACCCGACUCCAAAAAUAAAAACACCACAAAAGA
Messenger RNA from Nerophis ophidion (straightnose pipefish), 472 nucleotides. RefSeq names its product mitochondrial ribosomal protein L33 (gene mrpl33). Gene Ontology annotation, biological process: translation. The transcript has 4 exons. Bases 130 to 327 code for a protein of 65 amino acids. The record is from RefSeq and is a predicted model, not a curated record. Gene Ontology annotation, molecular function: structural constituent of ribosome. Gene Ontology annotation, cellular component: ribosome; mitochondrion. NCBI's taxonomy places the organism in Eukaryota, Metazoa, Chordata, Actinopteri, Syngnathiformes, Syngnathidae.